Messenger RNA from Toxoplasma gondii ME49, 8572 nucleotides. RefSeq lists its product as hypothetical. The coding region runs from base 1997 to 6136 and encodes 1379 amino acids. The transcript has 5 exons. Lineage: Eukaryota; Apicomplexa; Conoidasida; Eucoccidiorida; Sarcocystidae. The record is from RefSeq and is a predicted model, not a curated record.
UCUCAAGCGUCUGAGAAGGGCGCGCACGGAAUUGAACCAUGAACCUGCCGAUCUGCAGUCGGCCGCUCUACCAUUGAGCUACACACCCUGUCGACCAGCUAACGAGUUAGCUUGCUUCUUUCCAGAAGAUCGAGACAGAGGUAUGGCAUCCGCUCAUCCUGUAACUGGCAAACCGGACAACAAAUUAACCCGCAGAACCCCCAUUCUCAAACGUCUGAGAAGGGCGCGCACGGAAUUGAACCAUGAACCUGCCGAUCUGCAGUCGGCCGCUCUACCAUUGAGCUACACACCCUGUCGACGAGCUAACGAGUUAGCCACGCGAAGUGCAUCUUCAGCUUAAAUUGGUAAUUCAUUGAUAUAAUUAUCGUCCGCACGUACUUUAAGCAGAUGCAGGGACACGAACGGAACGAACGUGCGCAUCUAUGGGUUUCAAAACUUCAUAUCGCCGGAUACAAUGAUCACGUAUGCUGUGAAAGGAAAAACCAAACGCUUUUUUGACUCACACUCAGUAAAACACCGCAGAAAUCCCGGUGAGUCGGCACACAUUCGGUCUGGGUCACCGGGAUGCCUGCUGUAUCAGAAAAGACGCCAAGCAUGCUUCAUGGAAUCGGACGGGUCGCCCGGCCCCUCUCGCACUCAUGUCGAGAAGGUCACAUUUCUUUCGGCUGUACACAAGGAACUCGGCACCGCGACGAAAUUUCUAAAGGAUGUGGAGUUGUUACGCAUCUAACCAGGAAAUUUGCUUACAAGCAGCUGUUUGCUUCGCUCCCGUGGGCUUUAGUAAGUUAAAAUUAAAACGUAUCCGAGUGUCAUGUUCACCUGGACGUCCAAAGAACCAGCAGAGAUGCUCGUAUACUUUCCACUAUCUUCGCAGGAUAUGAGCAGGUUCGGCUUCGGAUCGUUGCAGCAGUCUAAAAGAAAAAGUCGCGCGCCAGAAGGGUCAGACUGGGUGGGUUUUUGAGCUGUGUUUUGACAGAAACCGGACAAGCGGGUCUGUUUCUCGUAGAAGGACAUCGAAUACCACCCCCGGCUCCCUUUCCGGUCUGCAUCAGCAGAUUGUGGCUGAAGGGUCGACUUGCAGUUGCCAUUGAGUGUUGCUUGUAGACUCGUUCAUCAGGAAUUGCGAACUCUCGCAAAUGUCGAAAUUUGAUGUUUUAGGAAGGGAUUUGACAACGUAAUCACGAUAUCUGAAACGCAAACUCUUCAGCUGCAUCUGCCUGUACUUGCUAGCACAACGGAGAGUCUCCUGUGAUAUACCGUGGUCGAUUCAUCUAGUCGUAACUUCCAAUCGACUAGUCACCCUGAUGUGAGCCGGGCCUAGCUCGAGGCGUCGACGCAGUCGCUCCUGAGUGCAAUCAUUCACCUCGAUCAUUUCUAAUACAGAAAGCUUCUGCAAUUGUACACCACCACUUCCAUUCUGGAACCUAGAUUAUCGCGAUGUUCCAUUUCCCGCGUUUUCAUCGAGAAAAGACACCCUGUUCCAAUGUAAACCGCAACUAUUAGAUGGGAUCCGAUCGGAAAGGAUUUCAAUUAUAGGUACCACCGGCCGCAUAAGGUCUUCCACCCUUUGGCCAGCCAGCAGAAGUCGAGCUGCACUGAAUCCGGGGGGUUUCUUGGUUGUCUGUUCGCCGAAUUCGUUUUGGUUGCUGGGUACACGGCGGCUCUUCAGUUUCAGGAUUUGAAGGGCCGGAUAUCUUUCUGACGACCGCGCGCAGUUGGCAUCUGUGAGGAGGUGACAUGACAGAGGAACAGAAAACUGUCAACGGUCAGCGAGCCUUUCCUGUGACUUUGCUGGCCCCCCAAGAACGAUAAGAACCACAGGCAUUCCCCGCUCGGGGCGUGGCACACUCGAAGCUCGAGACUGUGCUCGAAGAAAGCCCACCGCAGGUGUGGAGUUUCGCUCCUUUCUGACACUCGCGAGUCGUUUUAUUGGAUUGUUGAAAAACUAGCGACAAAACAGAUUCCAAAUUACCUCCAGUGUCGAGCAGCCUGCUGCAUGUCUACGCUAGAGUCGCGCACCUGGUGUACGCAACCCGCCGGGACCCUGUUAGCACGUGUACGAUUUUCUCCCGGAUCUUCUUCGUUUUCAAAGCCGAAUCCUGCCGCAGAUUCGCUUAGUUUUUUCCUCAGACAAUCUUUGUGUUGUGUCUUCCGGCGCGGCUGCAACCAGCGCCGAGAAUGUCACGAAUUUGAGUGUGCAAGCGCCAUCGACACGGCGCUUUUUGCCGAAAGUGUGCCGGGAGUCGUGACUUCCACACAAGCGUAUCUCUCUCUGGAAGAAGUGGCGAAUGCGUUCAAAAAAAGCAGAGACUCUGUCGUUCUAGAAGGAACUCUGACGCCGGGAACCAGCGACUCUGCGCCGGCGCAGACCCUCGAGGUGUCUGUAUACCUGAGCGGGUUGGGGGCGCUGGCGGCUGCGAAGGCGCUUCGAGCUGCGCAAGAGCCAGCGGCAUUUGGAGACGCUUUUUGGCAAGGAGACUCUUCGAACCACGCCUCUUCGUCUGUGCCUGUUUCGUUUCUCCUCCGCGUCGACGUAUUUGCCUCUGCUCCUCCCCUGCUGUUCGCGAAGCUGAAACCCGUCCCUCCUGACUCUCGGGAAGCGAGUCCUCCGCGCCAUUCGUCGCAAGGCGCGCCGCAGCAACCCGCAGGUGUCAUGACAUCCGAAAUCCUGAGCUCGUACGACGGCGCUUCCGUCUGCAGCUGGCUGUCGGGCUUUGCGUUAAACGCCGCCCCUCACGUCUACUCGGCUUCUCUCCUCAUCCCUCUCUUGCUGAGCGUCACUCCUGUCGACGAAGUUGCCGAGUCUCUCCAGUCUUCCGUGGAACCGAGAGCAGAGUCGCAGAGAGCAGGGCGCACAAACGAAGAAGGCGACGACGACCUCACCCAGGCAAAAGUUUCUUCUGAGGAGCGGCUUCGCCUGCAAGUCGCGAGACUCCUCAAGGAGAAACUGAUGGAACAAGAGAGACGAGAACGUGUCGCGGACGAGGCUCCGCGUCGCCCUGGCGAGAUCCUUCUGCUGUCUCCCGUCCGACUGUUUCUUUCGAAAGACGCGAAGACUGGCGGCGCCAACGACCUCCCGGGAGUCUCUGCCCAGACUCUGAACCUCGCCCUCACUCUGCCUUCCCUGCCAAGAGGCGAACAGGGGAAUCCAGACCAGACAGAAGACCCCCUCCUCACUGCUGUAGAUCGCUCCUUUGCCUCCGCCGCUGCGGAUGAUUCGACCCCACAAAAGGUCCUCCUGCUGGUGUCUGUACACUUGACGCCGGAGCCCGAAGAUAGUGGCUUCUCCGCAGCGAGGGAAGUUGGAGAGGCGGAGGCGGAAUCUCGGGGAAACAGCACCAGUUUGUCGGGCAAAGCCUCUGCGGUCGAACCCGCGUGCGUCCAGCUGAGUGUGAAUCCGCUUCUGUUGAAGAAUGCAAACGCGAGAGAAGUCGCGGCGCUUGCGGCGGGGGGUCUGCCGGCGGCGAACGAGGUUUAUGUCGACGGCACAAGAGACGCGUCGGAAGAAGACUCGGAAGAAGCGACCACUGUCGAUGUGACUCUGGCGCCAGGUGAAGAUGGCAUCUCGCUGAUUCACCUCUCCCUCGAGUCCAUGCAGACUCGUUUAGACCCGUCGCCGCGCAGCUCGCUUCUUUCGGGGAGAGACGAUAAAACAGAAGACUUCGGAAAGAAAGAGGGGAAGAACGCUGCGGCACGAAAGGCUCAGAGUCGAGGCGACGGGCUGCUCUUCGUCGAACUUGACGACGCGUCGCCUGAAGAAUCUCCACAAGUUUUAAUUUGCCAAAAACCACGCAAAACGUGCACAGAGAUUUCGAGCUUUCAUCCUGCGCCGUCCCUGACCCAAGGGACGCUGCCUGACGCCUACCGCGCUCCGCUUCUGCUCUACCAGGAAGAACGCGAGCGGUCUCUGUCUCCCUUUUUCUUUUUUCCGUAUCUUCGCCGGCACCUGCUUCUUCCUCUCCUUCUUUUACCGUCUGGUCGAGAGGCGGGCGCCUCUCUGGAGGGCGAGGGAGAAGCGGAAAAUGGGAUGAGAGGAAGAAGCCCCUCCCGGAGAGGCCUCAGUGUCUCCGUGCUCCUCCUCUUCCCGUCCAGUAUAAAAGGGAAAACUUGGAAUUUCCGAUUCGGCGUCCUUCACCCUCAAAGGGUCACUGUAGGCGCAAAAGACACGCCAUCACCUGCCUCUCUUCUCUCUCCGCUUCUCCCCUCAAAUACAGCUCGCCGUUCGUCUUCUUCUUCUCUCUCUUCUUCUCCCUCUUCUUCUCCCUCCUCUUAUCCCUCUUCUUCCUCUUCUUCUCCCUCUUCUACUCCCUCUUCCUCUCCGUCUGCUCCGAGUUUUUUGUGGCUAUUUCUGUUGCUGUUUAUUUCUUCGGCUGCGAUGUUGACUGCGAUCAAAUUGGUCUUAUACAUGGACGCGGCACGUCUGAGUCGUCCGACUUCGUUUCUGCCUUCGGUGUUCCCCGUAGAUCUCGAGGGCCCUGUCUCCGCGUCCCGGAGUGCGGUUGGAGCCUCUUCGGCGGCUGGCGGUCGCUGGCGGGGUCUCUCUUCUCCAACUCGCGGCCUUGAGGCAGCUGAACAGAGAGGCGCGUUUCCCUCCUUCGCUCUUGUAGAGAAACAGUUCUGCUCUCCAGCUGCCCUGCCUCCUGGCGAAACGCGCCUCCCGCUUCUGCCGCGGGAGGAAGAUGAUGACGCGCUGCACAGAGGAGACUGUGUAGAGAGCGGAGACAGUUUGGAGAGGGGAGACAGCGUCGUUGGAGGAGACAGCUCAGCGUGGGGUAGCACUGCAGAGAGGAGAGAUCCCUUCUGCAGAGGCGACGACCUUGUUCGUCUGCCCAGUUGGGAGAAGAAGAGUAUACCUCGCAAAGGAUGGUCGCCACUUUCCCUCGAACUGCAAGAGACGUCCAAGAAGAGCUGUCGCCUUCUCCCUCGCAUGUGCAGGACCUCGGGCACCGCGUGUGGGCAGGCCGCGCUGCAGGCAAGCGUCAACGCCUUCCUGGAAUUUCCUGCGAAACAGCUGCCGCCACGCCGAGAAGGCUCUUGGGAGACACCGGUGUGGACCGCCUGCCCCGCCGACGAGGUACAAAAGCGAGAAGAAAAGCCUGAAGAAGAGUUCCCGUUUGGAGGAGAAAGUUCCUUCUUCAGAGCCGAGGAGACAGGUCGAGGAGAGUUCCCCUUUCAUGGAGAGAGAGAUCAACCGUCACUUCUUUCCGAAGGAGAGAAAGACGGACGGCGUGGCGCGGUCCUCAACGAGCCGGCUCUGUUCAACUCCUUCUUCCCGAACGUAGAAGACGGCGAAAAGGAUGCGGCAGAAAAAACGGUGGAGACGACGUGCACCGCGACCUCGAGAGAAAAGGACGCCACUUGCCACAGUGGAGAUGAACAGAGCGAAUUUCCUUGCUUUCCAGAUCUGGCCCCGUCAUCCGUCGCCGCCCUGGGGUCUCCCUUCCGCUCUGCAUGCGAUGCGCGGGGGGGAACGGCUUUCUUCCCGUUUCUGGAGGAGCGUCGCGGGUGCUUUCCUGUGUCUGCUGGAAGCAUCGAGAAGGCACAAGAGACGCAGUCCUGCGCGUCUCCUCAGUGGGUGCUUCCACGAAAGGAGAAGCCAGCGAGAGAAAAGAUGGAUGCGAGUCUCUCAGAACUGCGUGCUUCUCUCAGUCGGGCGACCGCGGCAGUCGGGGCGGGUGACGGCGCGCGACGACAACGCAGAACGAAUUCGGCGGACGAGACGGAGAGCGGAAGCCGUGGACGGCGCGAGGAAGCCUCGACGCAAACUGGAACAGCGGAGAGAGAAGAAAUGCUCCAGCAGUGGGCAGAGGAGAAAACAAGCGUUCGGGCGAACGCGAGAGGAGAUCACAGAGAUCUGCAGAACAGCGAGCAAGAAGAUGUGUGGAAAGGAGAGAAGGAAGAUGAUCCGUGGAUAAGAGAGAGAGGGGAGAGAAGAGAAGGUGGAGACGAAGACGAUUUCUGCCGAAACUGGAGACGAAUCGUCGAUCCCCUGGGAGAAACAGAAAGCUCGUACGAAGUGACGUACCGCGGAGACAGCGCUCUUGUCGAAGUGGCGACGACGACGGGGGGCGACGGAGAAGAAGAUGGAAGAAAAGAGAGUGUGUUUUUCAAGUACUGCCAGGAACAGUUUCAGUGACAAGAGCAGAAAAAGAGAAGAGACUCGAAAAAGCAGAAACGCGUCCAACACAAAGAGAUAACUUGGGAGCCGUCCGACCAACUCACGAAACGAGAAGAUGAACUUUGAGAGACUGCAGAGAAAAGAUGUGGAACUUCAAGAGAAAGACAUCCGGAAAAGACGAGAACUCUGAAGACGAUUAAACAGAUACGAAUCGCGAACUUCUCUUCCCUUGGCCAGUUCCGUGAAAAAAGUGUUGCCUGCAAAGAAACCCAGACACGUUCCCUUUGCAGCUCGUCUGCCGUCACGUCCCGUUGUGGGUCCUUCGGUAGACGACGCUCACCGAAUUCCUUUCUGUAGUAACUGUCAACGAUGCUGUCGACGAACUAUAUGUUUACCGCUCUUGGAGACCCGGUUUAAUUUCUUUUUUAAGGAACUGUUAUCCUGCUUCUGUGGUGCUGAUCGAACGGGCAUCUGACUAGUAAUUUUUGCGCGCUAUUACAUGACUGAUAACAAGAAUUCACAUAUUUCCUGCAUACAAAUGUGGACUAACGUGUGUGUAGAUAUCUUGAGUUGUCAGUUCGUUCCAGGGAGGCAAGAGAGGCGUCUCUGCUCUUUCGCAAAAAGAGCGAAUUUUUUGCCUUUGAACUAUAUCCGCAGACACAGCGUCUUCUCUCUUUGCUUCUUCACGUUGGACGCAUCUCGUGCCUCUCUGUCUUUGAGGGUCGAACCUUGACAGGAAAGGAGAAUGUGGAGAGAAACAGAAAAACAGGUUGAAAAAAGAACCGCAGAGGGGAAGCGGGUAAAUAUCGAUUCAGACCUUUCAAAGGCGUACGUUGUUUUCCUUUUUGAAAGCGUACGACACGCCUCUAUGUGAACUAGAAAUGGGUCAAGUCUCUUUUGAGUUCUACGGAGACGACGACGGGGCAGAGGAAACGCAGAAAAGAAGAAACAGAGACAGCGCCCUGUGGAGAAUGCCACCAAAACAUUCUCUGUCAGAGGUGGUGAUUCCCAGUGCUCGGUGGUCCUGAUUACUUUAGCAUCUGAGCAGUCGUUUUUGCUCGCGGGUGCCACAAGGGAUAACAGAAGUCCACUCAUUCCGGCUCGAACGUACACGAUGUGAAGCAACGUUAGUCGCACACGAUUUUGAAGUCCAGCACUUGCAGCUGCGUAGUCUGCUUUGUGCAGUUAACUCCUUUUAUUCGAGACCUGAAGGUUCUUUGCAUUUCUGUUGUCUGUUCUCAAGCAGGGCUCGAUAUCUGAGCGUCAAACCCUGGCCACCCGAGCGACUAUUCGUCGGCACCUCGUCCCCACUCGGCAAUGAUGCACUGUCACAGACCUUGUGUCUCUUGGAGGUGCCGAGAAGCUUGUUUCCCGAAGGAAACAUGUUCCAGAGACUCAGAACAAACGAGAACCUUCAAUGCCAGGAGAGACUUGGCAGGGGCCUCCUGGCAGCACCCAAGUCCCGUCGCUCUUUCGCUUUCCCUUUCGCUGUUUCUCGAAGUCGCUGCCGUGAUUCGAGGAUAAGCACAGAGGGAGAGAGGAAGAUCGAGCAACAAGUGCAGGACAGAAGGAUGCCAACGGGAGACAGAGAGGAAGACAGGGGAGUAUACGAGGAAGCAGAAAGCCAGAUACAGACAAAGAGGGGAAACGGAAAGAAGGACGCAAAAGACAAAGAGGCACUGGCCUCCCUCAGGUGUCUAGGGAAAGAAGAGCUCCCGAGUUUCUUGGUUUUCUGAGAAGGCACCCCACUCAAAAAGGCUCUUCUCUCCACCGCCAUGCUCUGCUUUGUUCCAGAGAACAGAGAGAAGUGGUAGUCCACAAAAAGAAGGAAAAGGAUCUAGUUUCUCGGGAGGAGACUCGUAACUCCACGUACAGCCGCCUCCUGUCAGUUCUCCAGUCCUUUAGUGAUGCUAAACUCCGAUUUCUGCGGUUGGCGACACGAGACGCAAAGAGGCAGUAUGCAGUUCGUAGAUCAUCAAGUAGAACGAUACACCAAAUAGAACGGUAUGCGUGGAGUGAAAGAGCAUAAGAUGUCAGCAAGAAGCUAGGCUGCCUGAGUACUCCAGUAAACAGAAACGAAGUUCCGUCGAUAUCCACCCUAGUGCUUUCCGUUCGACUGUGAGGUGGACAGUGAGGACGUUCGCAGUAUUGAACUCCAGAAUUACCAAGCCACACCGAUACACCUCUCGUCUCUAUUCACUGCGAAGUUCUUUCGAGCGUCAAUAUUUCGCUCUCUGCGAACUUGAGAGCAAAGCAGAGAGUCUCCCGAGAAAACCUUUCCCCUUUCUCUCGACUUCCGCUUCCAGAAAAGGGAGCCGUUGAGACCCUCUUUCCUCUCGUAUUAAAAAAAAGAGGGAGGGGGAGAUUUCCUGUUCGCAACAAACUGGUCGCUCUCGUCCGGAGUUCUCGAUUUGGUGUAUGUACACGUCGUGUAUAGCGCGACACGGAGAAGCC